AUGCGCAUCUGUGACAUAGAGAGGGUCAGGGAAGGAGGGGGAAGAAGAAGGGGAAAACCUAGGGCAAUGGCGAUGGCAGCGGCGAGGAGGUUGUCCUCUUCCAUCAUCCCCCCUUAUUCCCGGUUCCUCGCCCGAGGGGCUGCGUCCGUUGCGUCGCCAUCCGUCGUCGUCUCCUCAGGCGGUUCCAAGGUCGCCGAUCGGAUCGUGAAGCUCUUUGCCAUCGACCUCGAGGGGAGGAAAAGGGAGGUCGUGGGGCUUACAGGGCAGACGCUCCUCAAGGCGCUGGCCAACGCAGGGCUGAUCGAUCCGGAUUCCCACCGUCUGGAGGACAUAGACGCGUGCUCUGCGGAGUGCGAGGUGAGCAUCGCAGAAGAAUGGCUGGAGAAGCUCCCGGCGCCGUCGUACGAGGAGACCUACGUGCUGACGAGGAACUCCAGAUCUAGGGUCCUGAACAAGCACUCGAGGCUUGGGUGCCAGGUAGUCCUGACUCCGGAGCUCCAAGGUAUGGUCGUCGCCAUCCCCGAACCCAAACCUUGGGACAUCCCGUGA
Molecule: messenger RNA, 549 nt
Organism: Spirodela intermedia
Lineage: Eukaryota; Viridiplantae; Streptophyta; Magnoliopsida; Alismatales; Araceae
Source: the annotation of a GenBank genome assembly